AUGUUGCACACAUACAACCAGGAAGUGCGCGCCGACAUGAGCGGCCGAACAGGGAAACACCAUGCUGUGGGCAUCCCUGCCAGCCCACUAGAUUACCAGGCGGCUCCACCAGAAGAGACAGAAGUAGAAAUGGCUCCACGUAAGGUCCAGGCCUGCUUGGGGCCUCAAGUGACUGAAGGCGAAAAUGUGUUUGGAGUUUGCCACAUCUUUUCCUCCUUCAAUGAAACCUUUGUCCAUGUGACUGACCUGUCAGUCAAAAAAAACAGUUGCCGUGUAACCGGUGGCAUGAAGGUGAAGGCCGACAGAGAUGAGUCCUCUCCAUAUGCUGCUAUGUUGGCUGCACAAGAUGUUGCCCAGAGUUGCAAGGAGUUGGGCAUCACAGCUACUGGUGGAAACAGGACCAAAACACCAGGACCUGGUGCCCAGUCUGCUCUCAGAGCUCUGGCUCGUUCAUGCAUGAAAAUUGAUCGCAUUGAGGAUGUGACCCCCAUCCCUUCAGACAGUACCCGCAGAAAGGGCAGUCGCCGUGGUCGUCGUCUGUAGAUUCUACCUUUCGUCUUUCGGUUGUUAAUAGAAUUUCAGACC
Molecule: messenger RNA, 585 nt
Organism: Xenopus laevis (African clawed frog)
Lineage: Eukaryota; Metazoa; Chordata; Amphibia; Anura; Pipidae
Product: 40S ribosomal protein S14-like
Exons: 3
Coding region: 1-543 (180 amino acids)
Source: RefSeq, a predicted model, not a curated record